Aspergillus niger is the source of this 1215-nucleotide messenger RNA. RefSeq lists its product as uncharacterized. Bases 1 to 1215 code for a protein of 404 amino acids. NCBI's taxonomy places the organism in Eukaryota, Fungi, Ascomycota, Eurotiomycetes, Eurotiales, Aspergillaceae. The transcript is spliced from 3 exons. Gene Ontology annotation, molecular function: catalytic activity; pyridoxal phosphate binding. The record is from RefSeq and is a predicted model, not a curated record. Gene Ontology annotation, biological process: biosynthetic process.
AUGGUUCACAUCAAAGAGUUCGCCGUGGAACAAUGGAUGGACAAUUAUGAAACCACAGCCAAAUACAAUGUGGCAGAGACAUGCUGUGCGUCAAUCUCAUUUAAUGAUCUCCGGGAGCUGUCGGAGGACAAGUCCGACCCGUUGGACUUGAGCAUUAAGCUCACUUACGGAGCUAUUCGUGGGUCGGAACGACUCCGGGGAAACCUGGCAAGGCUGUACUCAGAUCAAACACCUUUGCCAUUGGACAAUGUCUUGAUCACUGCUGGCGCCAUUCAAGCCAAUUUUCUCCUGCUUUAUACUCUGGUUGGGCCCGGCGACCAUGUUAUCUGCCAUUACCCCACAUACCAGCAGCUCUACUCAGUCCCCGAGUCGCUCGGGGCCGAAGUGAGUCUGUGGAAGGCGAACGAGGCAGACAACUGGAGGCUGGAUCUCAAUGAAUUGAAGAGACUUAUCCGUCCAAAUACCAAACUGAUUAUCCUCAAUAACCCCCAAAAUCCGACCGGAGCGGUGAUACCCCAGGAGACAUUGAAGGAUAUUGUUGAAAUAGCUCGAAGCUCAUCCAUCAUUGUCCAUGCUGAUGAGGUUUACCGACCGCUAUACCAUUCUGUCGGGGAAGACCAAGCCCCAUCAUCGCUCCUGUCUCUAGGGUACGAGCAUACGGUAGUGACCGGCUCCAUGUCUAAGGCGUAUAGUUUGGCAGGACUCCGUGUUGGAUGGAUUGCAUCUCGCAACCGCUCAAUCAUUGAGACCUGCGCCAGCGCCAGGGACUACACAACCAUUUCCGUCGGCCAGCUGGACGAUGCUAUUGCGAGUUUCGCCUUAGCCCCGGCGUGUGAGCCUAAUCUCAUUAAGCGGAACCUUAACUUGGCCCGCCGGAACCUGGCGAUUUUGGAGAAAUUCAUCGAGUCUCAUCGGUGGGCAUGUGACUGGGUUAAGCCGCAAGCAGGUACAACGGCAUUCGUGCGUUUUAACAAUCAAGGCAUACCAGUGGACGACGUAGCCUUCUGUGAACAACUCCUUCAAAAGACCGGAGUAAUGUUUGUCCCUGGACACUUAUGUUUUGGGGAAGGAGAUGAUUAUGAGGGAUAUGUUCGGAUAGGGUAUGUGUGUGAGACGGAAGUGCUGGAACAAGCUAUGGAAGCGUUGCGAUCGUUCAUGGAAGGGGAAUAUAGGAAUGUGCCGGUGAGGAAUCGGACUUCGAGGGCUGCCAAGUAA